AGGAAAGAAAAAACCGCUAUGUAGCCAAACUGCUUAGGAGAAAACGAGCAACAUUGUAGCGACUUAGCAUUUUAUAAUAUUUUAAAGCGUCGAGGAGGUAUAGUAUAAACUCGGUUUGAAGAUGAAAGUGAGAUAACUAGUGUGUAUUUGUUGUUCAGAGCAGAAAUGGAGAAGCAGUCGCGUCUGUUGUGUUCUGAGCUGUGUGUUCAGCGCAGACUGUAUGAGGUCACAUUAAACUGCGCGAUUCUCGCGUGGAAAGACAUACAAAACGCCAAAAAACACACCGGACGCGCCAUAUAUGGAGCUGUCAAAGCGGGUAGUCAUUGUGUCCCUGUGUGUGAGAUUCUAGCCGUUCAGGAAAAGGAAGAAGAAUCUCCUUGUAAAGACACUGGGAAAUGGCAGAAGGUUCCUCAGAGCCCAGUGGACUCCUGCCAGCAUGCUUUCACAGUAUUCUACGUAGAGAGAACGAGGCAGCACUGCUGGCGGUGCAGCAACGUGACUUUCGACUGCUCUGAACACUCCCUGUGUCUGCUCUGGGUCCAAACGAUUAGGGAACAACUUGCAUUGCUGACCAAUCGACCGAAGAGUUUGCUCGUCUACAUCAACCCCUACGGAGGAAAACAACGUGGGAAGCAGAUUUACGACCACAAAGUGGCCCCCAUCUUUUCCCGGGCUUCCAUUUCCACCGACGUGAUUGUUACAGAGCGUGCAAAUCAUGCCAGGGACCACUUGAAGACAGAGGCUGAUCUGAAGAAGUAUGACGGUGUGGUGUGUGUCGGAGGAGACGGCAUGUUCAGCGAGAUUAUGCAUGGCCUCGUCUCCCGUACGCAGCAAGAAGCAGGUGUGGACGAGAACUCAAUGGAGGACACCCUCACGCCAUGUGGACUUCGCAUCGGAAUCAUUCCUGCAGGUUCGACUGACUGUAUAUGCUACGCCACAGUUGGCUCAAAUGACCCUGUCACCUCAGCACUGCACAUCGUUGUGGGUGAUUCUCAGCCAAUGGACGUUUGCUCUGUGCACAAUGAAGAUCGCUUCCUGCGUUACUCUGUGUCACUACUGGGUUACGGGUUCUACGGAGACGUGCUGACAGACAGCGAGAGGAAGCGUUGGAUGGGCCCAGCCCGUUAUGAUAUCUCAGGUGUUAAAACGUUUCUGACACAUCACUACUAUGAGGGAACCGUGUCCUUCUUACCUGCUGAAGGGGACGUGGGAACUCCCAGAGACAACAUGCAGUGUCGAUCUGGGUGUAGUAUCUGUCGGCAGUCCUCUUCUGACAAACUGGUCAGCAAAAAUGAAGACAGCGUUUCUGAUGCUGAUUGUCAGGAUGCAUGGACGGUCAUCAGAGGAAAGUUCUUGGCCAUCAACGCUGCCAGCAUGAGUUGUGCCUGUCCUCGCAGUCCUAAAGGUCUGUCGCCGUCAGCGCACUUAGCAAAUGGAACUACUGACCUCAUCCUCGUCAGGAAGUGUUCCCGAAUCGACUUCCUGCGCCACCUGCUGCGCCACACCAAUAAGGACGACCAGUUUGAUCACUCUUUUGUGGAGGUGUACCGGGUGAAGCAGUUCCGAUUCACCCCCCGAUAUCAGGAGUGUGACUCCGAAGUGGACCUGCGAGAGAGCGCAGCAACAGGCAAGCAAUUCCUUAGUCAGAUCUGCAGGGAGCACAGAGCCUGCGGCUGUAUACCUUCCCAGAGCAACUGGAACUGUGAUGGAGAGAUCCUUCCACAUACUGCCAUUCAAGUCCGGGUCCACUGCCAGUUGAUCAAGCUGUUUGCGAGAGGCAUCGAAGAGCAGUCAGUGUUUGAGGACCCGUACGCUCACUGUGCAAUAUAGAUCUCCACUCCACUUAAGAAGCCUCCAGCUGAAUCAUGAAGGAUUGAGAUUCUUUGAAUUGAAGAGUCACCUUCAGCUCAGCACAAUGUCAUGCUGUUUUUGCUGUUUUACCCAGAUAAUCCUCAUCAAGAUUCUUUGGAAACACACAGAGGUGGAGUCAAAACCAUUUUCACAGCAUUUAUGUAGGCUGUAUUAGAUUUGUGUGAGAUAGGAUUAGCUAAGGCGUUAGUAUUACCGUUUUUCAUUUCAACGCUUGAAGUCCUUGAAGAUCCUUGCUGGUGAUAUCUCUUUCUGUAUGCGACAACUUCCAGUUGUCAGCAUUUGUCUUCCACCACGAUCAAGCUGGUCUUGAGAGUAGCGUUAAUUGAAUCCCAAAGUCAAAUUCUUGGAACUGUGAAAACUCUGGUAUGUUUAUAAAAACAUCCCUCUUGGUUGCACCUUUGCUGUUUUUUGUAGAUAUAAAGCACAUGAGGUGGUCGCUGAUAAAGUUAUUGGUAUACCAAAAAACGUUGUGGAUUAUGUUGAACUUUUUGUUGGACAAAAAUUUAAAUUCUGUCAUCAUUUUACUAAAAAAAGUUCCAAAAUCAAUCUUAAGUUGUUAAUCACUGCCAGCAGUGUUAUUGUUAAAGAGAUUAAAAAUUUGUUGUCAUUUACUUACCACCAAAUUUGCAAGCACUAGCUGAACGUAAAAGAAGAUAUUUUGAAAAGUGUUGGCAACCAAACAGUUGCUGGUAGUCUUUAAUUUCCAUAGUGUGGAAAGAAAAUACUAAAAAUACUAUUCCUUACUGUUAUUAUCCAAAUAUCACGUCAAUAAAUCCGGUUCCCAAAAAUAUACCUCUGAGAUGUUUGACCAGUUCUAAUGUAUCAUUUCCACUCUUACCACAGUUGGUUUUGUUUUCCAGACAUUUCAUGCAUCACAAUGUAGCAUUAGUGAGCUAGACAUUGACAGCUACGCAAUGUCACUGCAGGGUCAGUGUAUGUACGGCUGUUCAUCAGACGGAAUGUAAAUGUAAAUACUGUAGCGCUCUUCUCUGCGUUGUCUUUCUUGGUUGUCCCCCCCGAGAAUAUUUCCUCCCUUUAUAAUGAAUUUUGUGUUUGCGUUUCCUAUGCUGAUGUCUUAUUUCUUCUGAAAGAUCUUAUUGUUCCUGCGGUAUCGAAGAGUGAAGGAGUUCAUGAUAGACAGAGAAAUUGCUUUUCACUGUUGUGCAUGUCAGCUGCUUUAAUAUGCAAUUUUUAAAGUGUUUCCUUGAGCUAUACUAGUGAUUGAGGGCAUGGAUUUCCCAUGAUGCAUCUGUAGAGGCAACACAACUUCGGUAGCCAUUACAGGGAAAACAAUGUUCAUGUCCUUCAUAGACUGAAAGAUUGUAUGCAAGCUUAUUUCCACCACAUAAGAAAAAUGAAAUUGUGCUUUGGUGAAUCAUAAUUAUGACUUAAAAAUUCAGAAAUAUUAUUUAAAAACAUCAUAAAAAACAUACAAAAAACAUAAAAAACAUAAUCGAAAACUGAAAUAAAAAUAAACGGAAAUACAAAAAAUACUAAUAAAAAUAACAAAUAAUAAAAUUACUACAACUUCAACCUUAUCUUGGCUUUAUUAUAAUGUAUACUUUUUUAUCUCUUAAUUGACUUAGUAUCUCAUCAUUUCGAUUUAUCAAAGCUUUUUUUUUUGGUGGAAAUGGGCUUCGCACGGUUGUUGUGUAUGUGAAAGAAAUCAUAUUUCUCCUUGAAAUUAAAAAGAAAGUAUAUUUUUCCUAACGACAAUGGAAACUUUUUGAAAUUGGAUUGUA
Molecule: messenger RNA, 3614 nt
Organism: Labeo rohita (rohu)
Lineage: Eukaryota; Metazoa; Chordata; Actinopteri; Cypriniformes; Cyprinidae
Gene: cerk
Product: ceramide kinase
Exons: 13
Coding region: 166-1830 (554 amino acids)
Molecular function (GO): kinase activity
Source: RefSeq, a predicted model, not a curated record